GCUUAUGAAAUCAGCUUCAGAUUCUACCAGAUUCUAUUACUAAAAUAUCCUUCGUAACUCUCGCUAAGCCCAAAUCAGCUACAAACCUUUAGGCAUUCUCUACCCUCCAGAGCUUCUCUUCUCCAUCGUCUUUGUGGCUCUGUACGACAAACCCUUUAGGCCGGCGCUUGGGGUUCUCCUGCGAGAGCUUCUCCGACAAUUGUCUCCAGGCGACGCAACCCUUUGGGUCGGGGCUUGGCUUCUCCAGCGACGGUUUCUCCAACCUUCAUCUCUCGGCUUCAAUUUCAAGAUUAAUAAACCACGUUCAAGGAGUUCGAGCAAAAAAAGGUACAGACCGAGUCGACCGGUGCCACCGCGCCACCGCGCCACCGCGCCACCGCGACAAGACGUCACCGCGCCACGCCUCUGAGAGCACGGGGUCUACGCCUGACGCCUCUGCGCUCGCUGCAUCGCACCGUCGCACACUGACACUUUCAACGUCGCACGGCUUGCUGAGUCGCUGCCUUGCUGGAGUCUGUAGACCGGAAUCGCCGCCGGCUGCCUCGCCGAGUGCCUCUGUGCCUGUCUGCCUCCUGCCUAAGUCGCUGAAGAGUGAAGACUGAAUGCCUCGGUGAUGCGUGGUGAGACUAUGAUACUUGUCUUCGUCCUUUCUACAACCUUCAAUGUUCUAAACCAAAAAUGCUCCAUCAAUUCCACAUCAAAUGGCAAAAAACAAUGCUUUGUCACUCAAACAUAUCGCUAGUAGUGCCAUUAUCCACCCAAACUCGACGCUCCUAGCGAAGCUCUUAGAUUAUUGCAUCAGCACAAGGUCACCAUUGGCAGCGCGUUCAGUGCAUGAGAGGGUCCUGAAGAGUAAUUUCAUCCACGAGGUCUUCAUCAACAACCGACUCAUUGAUGCUUAUGGCAAAUGUUUCCUAUUACAGGAAGCCUGCCAGGUGUUUGAUAAAAUGCCCAAUAAGAACACUUUUACUUGGAACUCCAUGAUCAAUGCCUUGACGACAUUUAAACGUGUUGAUGAGGCAGAGGAGCUUUUUUCAUUGAUGGUGGAUCGUGAUCAGUGUUCGUGGAACUUGAUGGUUUCGAGCUUUGCCCAGUGUGAAAUGUUUGAUUUAUCUGUGGAAUAUUUUGCAAGAAUGCACAAUGAGGACUUUCUGCUAAACAAGUACUCUUACGGUAGUGCACUUAGUGCUUGUGCUGGACUUAGGGACUUGACAGCGGGUACGCAAAUCCAUGCUUCUAUCGUAAAGUCAAAAUUUUCCUUUGAUGUGUAUAUGGGGUCCGCACUCAUUGAUAUGUACUCAAAAUGUGGGAAUGUGGGGUGUGCUCAAAAGGUUUUUGAUGAUAUAUGGGGUCCCAAUGUGGUCUCAUGGAAUUGUUUGAUCACAUGUUACGAGCAAAAUGGGCCCACUAGUAGGGCACUAGACAUUUUUGUCAUGAUGAUGCACCAUGGGUUUGAGCCCGAUGAGAUGACCUUAGCAAGUUCUGUAAGUGCUUGUGCAAGCUUGGCCUUACUUAGAGAAGGUCGUGAAAUCCAUGGCCGAGUGAUGAAGUUUCAUAAGUUCAGAGAUGAUCUCAUCAUAACCAAUGCUUUGGUUGAUUUCUAUGCAAAGUGUGGCAAGAUCAAUGAGGCGAGAAAAAUCUUUGAUAAGAUGCCUGUAAGGAGUGUGGUGUCUCAUACCUCUAUGGUUAGUGGUUAUGCAAGGUCUGAGUGUGUGAAAGCGGCUAGAGCAAUGUUUAGUGGGAUGAUGGAAAAGAAUGUGGUGUCCUGGAAUGCACUUAUUGCUGGAUACACCCAAAAUGGGGAAAAUGAGGAGGCGUUAAAUCUCUUUCUUUUGUUAAAACGGGAGUGUGUUUGGCCAACUCAUUAUACCUUUGGGAACCUCCUAAAUGCUUGUUCAAAUCUAUCAGAUCUCAGGCUUGGUAGGCAAUCUCAUGCGCAUGUUUUGAAACAUGGGUUUUCUUUCCAGAAUGGACCCGAACCAGAUGUUUUUGUGGGGAAUGCUCUGAUAGACAUGUAUAUGAAGUGUGGAUCGGUUGAAGAAGGUCAACGGGUUUUCAAAAACAUGACUGAUAGAGAUCGGGUUACAUGGAAUUCGAUGAUCGUAGGGUUUGCACAAAAUGGGAAAGCAAAUGAAGCACUUGAGAUCUUCAAUGAUAUGUUGAUAUCUGGAGAGAAGCCAGAUCAUGUGACCUUGAUCGGAGUUCUUUGUGCGUGCAGCCAUGCCGGGCUAGUUGACGAGGGUCGCCGUUAUUUUUAUUCCAUGGGAGAGUAUGAUUUGGAACCUUUGAAAGACCACUAUACAUGUAUGGUUGAUUUACUUGGUAGGGCUGGUUGCUUAGACGAAGCAAGGAGUUUGGUGAAAUCAAUGCCAAUGCCUCCUGACGGUGUUUUAUGGGGAUCUUUGCUCUCUUCUUGUAAAACCCACAGUGAAAUGGAGUUGGGUAUGUAUGUAGCUAAGAAGCUUUUGGACUUAGACCCUGAAAGUUCAGGCCCUUAUGUCCUUUUAUCAAACAUCUAUGCUGAGUUAGGUCACUGGAAAGAUGUUACAAGAGUGCGUAAACUCAUGAGACAGCGUGGUGUUAUUAAGCAGCCUGGUUGCAGUUGGAUUGAGAUACAGAAUCUGGUCCAUGUUUUUAUGGUUAAAGAUGGUAGGCACCCAGAGAAGGAGGAGAUAUAUCUGUCCCUGAACAAUCUAACUGAACUGAUGAGACUCUUUGGGGUUGAGCCCGAGUUGGAUGUUGGGGAGUUCUAUAUCAACAGUUUCCAUUUUAUCUAAGGGAGGUAUCAUAUACAGGUUUGGGCAUUAGAUUUGACCAAAUCCCAAUGAGCAUUCUGUUGAUGUCCACAUAUAUUCUAUAAUUUUCAUUUGGAUGCCUGGAUUUGUUGCUAACUAACAUUCCUUCCAAAAUCAUAUCACCUGUAGCUCUGUUUCACAUCAUUGCUGUUUUUCUUCUUCUCUUUUCUCCUUUCCGUUACUAUUUGUUUGUGAAUACAUUGAUCCUAGCUGUAAUAUUGACCUUCCAGCCAUCAAUAUCUACAUUUCAGAAAUUCAUUGCUUCAUUUAUGCACCUGCUGAGAGAUGUCACCCUCUGAUAAAUUCAUUCAUUCAGCAUUCUCUCUUAAUUGUCUUUGUUUGUAUCUUUGUAGUAUUUGCUAACCCUUUAUGUAAUUGAGCUCAUCACAUUGAAACUUCAUUCAUACCUCAUGGAGCAAAUUCACUCGAGACCCCCCUUUGGAAAUCCACUUGGUUUUUAUUUUUAUUCCCACCUUUCCACAUUUUUCUUCAUUUUAUUCCAAAAUCUUCUGGCUUCUGUGCUUCCGUCAGAGUUGCUGCACAAACUUAUCUUUCUAGAUAUAUUAGAUGCCGAGGACGAGAGCUGGUGCUGCCUCUUCUGUUUUAAGGGAACCUGAAAAGAUAAUUGAGGCUGAAGAGCAAAUUGACUUUGAUGGAGACAACGAAGACGUAGAGGAAGAGGUUGAAUAUGAAGAAGUGGAAGAAGAGGUGGAAGAAGAGGUAGAAGAAGAUGAGGAAGAAGAGGAGGAGGAAGAAGAAGAGGAGGAAGAGGAUUCUGGUAGACUAAAGCAUACAGACGAUGUGGGACUGGAUGCUGAUCUUGAAGUAGAAGAAAAUAGUAAUGAUAAAAAGCAUGCUGAGCUUCUUGCACUUCCACCUCAUGGGUCAGAAGUAUACUUAGGUGGUAUUAGUCAAGAUGUAUCUGAAGCUGAUGUGAGGCAAUUGUUUGACUCCAUUGGGGAAGUUGUGGAGGUUAGGAUAAUGAAGGGAAAGGAACCUAAUCAGAACAAAGGAUAUGCUUUUGUCACUUUCAGGGAAAAAGAAUUGGCCUCCAAGGCAAUUGAGGAGCUAAAUAAUACUGAAUUCAAGGGAAGAAAGGUAAAGUGCUCUGCAGCUCAAGCAAAAAAUCUGUCUUUUCAUUGGUAAUAUUCCUAGACAUUGGGUGGUGGAAGAUCUUAAAAGGGUUGCCAACAAGACCGGGCCUGGUGUUAUUAAUGUGGAAAUGGUGAAGGAUCCGCAGAACUCAAGUCGAAAUCGUGGUUUUGCUUUCAUUGAGUACUAUAAUAAUGCAUGUGCUGAAUAUUCACGACUGAGAAUGUCUGACGCAAAAUUUAAGCUUGAGGAUAAUGCCCCAACCGUGAGCUGGGCUGAUCCAAAAAACACAGAUUCUUCUGCUGCUUCUCAGGUUAAAGCUGUGUAUGUAAAAAACUUGCCCAAACAAAUUACUCAAGAUGAGCUAAAAAGUUUAUUCCAGCAUCAUGGGAAGAUUACUAAAGUUGUUCUACCUCCAGCUAAAGCUGGGCAGGAACAGAGCAGGUAUGGUUUUGUCCACUUCGCAGAAAGAUCUAGUGCCAUGAAAGCGCUGAAGAACACUGAGAAAUAUGAAAUCGAUGGUAAAGUUCUGGACUGCUCACUCGCAAAGCCACAGGCAGAUCAGAGUGGUAGUGGGGGGUCAAUUUCAAAUAGAGGAGUUGCACCUCCAACCUAUCAACCUCGUAUUGGAUAUGGAUUGGGAGGGAGUCCUUAUGGCGCCAUAGGUGUGCGCGGCGCACCUCUCGGUCAGCAAUUACUUUAUGGAAGAGGAGCCACGCCGCCUGCUGGUGUGGCAAUGAUGCCAUUGCUUUUGCCUGAUGGAAGGAUCGGAUAUGUCUUGCAACAGCCAGGAGUUAUGCACACUCCACCUGCACCACGAACAAACUUCGGUAGCAGCGGACGGAAUUCAAGUGGAGGUGUAAGGCGGAGUGGCGGCAGUGACAGUGGGCGAGGUCAAGGGCGAGGCCGAUAUAACCCUUACUAGUUCUUGUGGAGUUGUUUGUACUCUGGAAAUGCUUCUUUAAAUUUAUUAGCAAUUUUUAAGGAACAUGUCGACGUGGGCUUCCUCACCUGUAGUGGAAAGUAGGAACCUCUAAUGUUACAUUCUUUCGAUGCUAUGAUUAUUGUAUAAUAUUGGCUGCUAGGCUUGUAAACAUAUACCAACAUUGCGGCAUUAAAUUAUACGGAGUACUAUGUAGUUUUGUCUUCGAAUCUUUUCGAAAUUUAAUUUGGGAGAAUGAUAUAAUAUAU
Messenger RNA from Cuscuta epithymum, 5078 nucleotides. NCBI's taxonomy places the organism in Eukaryota, Viridiplantae, Streptophyta, Magnoliopsida, Solanales, Convolvulaceae. The record is from the annotation of a GenBank genome assembly.